AAACGCACUGUUGCAUAUUAUUUCUGUUAUGAAAUGUUAGGUGGCAACGCUUAGUCUCCGUUACAACAACAAAUACACAACAAAAGCAAUUUAAGCUCUCACUACACUUAGCACUUUAGAUCUAUACGAUCUGAAUACUCAAUUAGUUUAAAAUCUAUCAAAAUGCAAGCCUCUGUGUUCAUUAUCACUGUGAUAUUCGUUAUAAUAGCCAACAAUGCGCCUCAGAUAAAUGCCCUUCUGCGUCGCUGCUAUCAAUGCCGUUCCCGUGGAGAGCUGGGCAGCUGUAAGGAUCCAUUCAGCUUUAACGCUACCGACGUGGACAGGGAGCCAGGCCUAUCCGCCAUACCAUGUGCCAGCGGCUGGUGUGGCAAAGUGAUCGAGGGCGGCGGUACCUAUGCGCUCGAUGACUACGAUCUGGCCAUACAGCGCAUGUGCGUGCAGCGCGGACCCGACGACAAUAUGGAUCGGUGCGCGGACACAAUCUACAAUUAUAAGAAAGUCUUUAUGUGCUUCUGCCAGGGUGAUCUGUGCAACACUAGCUGGGAGUUGGCAACCCUGCCGUCGCACACCUCUGCUGUUUUGUUGGGCACAUUAUGUUACUCCAAACAAAGAAAAUAUACAUAUACAUAUAUGUAAUAUAUAAUUAUGUGCAUAAUGCAGGACGGUUGUAUGGGCAAC
This is a messenger RNA of Drosophila novamexicana, 678 nucleotides long. RefSeq lists its product as uncharacterized. Lineage: Eukaryota; Metazoa; Arthropoda; Insecta; Diptera; Drosophilidae. The transcript is spliced from 4 exons. Gene Ontology annotation, biological process: positive regulation of voltage-gated potassium channel activity; regulation of synaptic transmission, cholinergic; sleep. The coding region runs from base 163 to 636 and encodes 157 amino acids. The record is from RefSeq and is a predicted model, not a curated record.